CAUUGUAAUUAUUUUUAUCUUGACAAACACGUGUUAACAUACUGUGUGAUGAUAAAGUAAGCUAUUUCAUACUUGUAAAAUAAAUGAGACCUCUAUGUUGAGUCGGCUUGGCGCAGCCAGCAGAGGUAGCUGUCAGUUGUUCCUCUCCAUUAAAUGCGAGCCCAGACGCCAUCUUUGUUUCGGGGCUCACCCCGCCAGGUGAUGACGGCGGUAGUUCCCUCUCUGUGAUUGGUGGAAUCCGGUCAGGCAAAAUACGUCACGUAUUUUUGGCGCUCUUCGUCCUCGACUGCUCUGGCGCGUUUUUGAAAGACCAACAUACGUCAAGAAACAUGUAUUCUGUAUUCCUACUUGGACCAAUUUGGAGAGUAUCCGCGUAACGUUUUCCAGCUGGCGUCCGUAUGUCCGUGGCUGACAUGUUGAAGAUGUUUGGACCACUUUUGGGACCCGCGAGGAGCGAAGCUGCUCCGAGAGUAGCGUCGACCGAAGUCUGCUAGCUUGUUGUUUUACAGUGAAAUUCAUCCGUGUGGCGGCUCAGGGCACACAUGUCCGCCUCACGCAAUGAACUCUGCGUCUGUUGUUCAGCCACUCACUCGGAGAAGUGAAUAAGAAACAGGAAACAGGCAAGAAGACUUUAUUUGAAGUAGCAGCAAGUUACCGGUUCACUUUUAUCGGUCUCUUAAAUGAUGGCUGGUGUUGUAGCUAUGGCAUCCGUCAUUGAGGACUUUGACACCCAGCCUUGCAAGAAAUCUCGCAAAGAUGGCGGCAGUCCUAUUGUCAAGACAAUCACAAACUAUUUCUCUCCCGUGCCCAAGCCUGCGGAGAAACCCUUUUCACCUCCGCGCUCCAACAGCAUCACUGACUACUUUGGCCACAAGACACCGUCCUCUAAAGAAAAGACCAGCACCCCUGAACAAUUGAAAGAGAACUGUCAGACGCCUGAGAUUUCAGAAAAACCCACAGGCCCAGAGGCAGCCGUGAAACGGCAGUCUCAGAAACAGAGGAGAAAGGCCAGCAAAGCUGUACGAAAACUUGUGGAGGCUGAAAUCUUUAGCUCCGCAGAAGAGGCGAGCAGCCCGGUAGUAGAGAAACGACAUGAUAGCAGGGACUCGGCAGAUGAAGCAAUCGGCAGCUGUGGUCUGCUGGGCAGUGAGACAGCCGCCCUCAUUAGCCAGUUUAGUGCUGAGGCUUGUGCCGCUGCCACUAAGACUGUCAGUGUGGAGCAGUUUGAAGAGGAUGGUCCCAAAUGUGGGAACAAUGUCAAACUGAAUCCACUACUAACCGGUAUUGAAUUAUCUCCAAUCGUACCGUCAAAAGACAAAGCAAAACAAGUGAAAACUGUUGCACGAAAUUCACGAAAGGCAAAGCAUUCAGAACCAGAGAAGGAAAAAGAGAGCUCCUUGUGUGACGUCAGUAUGGAGGUCGAUGUGGACGAGGUCUCGGUGUUAAACAAUAGCACAGUCACGAUCUCCUUUGAAGAUUUUGUGCGGAGUCAGAGCCGAGGCAAAGGGGAGGAGGACACAGAAGAUGAACGGGGCCGAGGAGACGAAAGUAAAAUCUCAACGGAGGCGGAAGAAAUGGACACUGACCAGUUGGCCAUCCCUAAAGCUAAAGAAAGUGUUGCUUCUUAUCAGUCACCGUUUCAAGUCUCAGCCCGAACUGUCACCAUCCAGGCUGAAGUGCAUGUCAUCUCACCAAAACAAGAAGCAGCCAUGGCGGGGGGGAAAUUAGCUUCUAUCUUCACCAGGAGAAAAGGAUCGAUGAGCCCUGCAUCGUCUCCUCGCUUGGAGGCCGAACACCAACUUCCUUCUUCCUCUCUGACCGUCAAGCGUAAAUCCAAUGUGGUUCUUCAAGAGGAGGAUCUAGAGCUGUUUGUGCUUGAGAGUGAAUCCAUGCCCAAGUGCAGUGUGGUGGAGAGGAAGCAGUUCAUGGCUGCCUUCAAACAGCCCAGUCAGGAUGGGUCCAAAUGCAAAACUGUUAAGAGCCAGAGCAAGCAGAAGCAACCCGGAGACAAAGCUGGGGAUGAUGCAGACAAAGUUGCUGAAGAUGUUGAUGCAAUUCCACCCUCUGUUGAGCAAGUUCCUGCGACCUCUCAGAAAUACAAGGUAGUUAAAAAGAGACCAGCCAGAAAAGGCAAAAAGAAAGCUAGAGAAGAAGAUGAAGCAGCAAUCACCAUUCCAUCAGAUGCUGAUGAUGCAAUUCCACCCUCUGUUGAGCAAGUUCCUGCGACCUCUCAGGAAGACAAGGUAGUUAAAAAGAGACCUGCCAGAAAAGGCAAAAGGAAGGCUAAAGAAGAAGAUGAAGCAGCAAUCACCAUUCCAUCAGAUGAUGAUGCUGCAGCUGUGGAAGAAACGGUGGCCGCAGUUGGUGACGUUGAUGAUGAAAUAGAAGAGAUUCGUAUCACCUCAACUCCCUCCAUCCCGGCAGUGCGGCGGUCCAAAAGAGAAGCUGUAGUCCGAGAAGCACCAGAGCUCAUCCCAACAAGCUCUAUAAGAAAAACCAGGAAAUGCAACGAGUCAAAAGACGAGGCUGCUGCUGCUGCUGCUGCUGCUGCUGCUCCAUCAGCAUCCACCAAUGACAGUCCUGCAAACAUGUCCACCCAAAAGAGACGCAGGUCCAAACGCACAGUCUUUGUAGCAGAGAUGGUGUGCCCACCUGACACAAAAGAAAGCCCCAUCAGAAUUAAAUUCACAAGAGUCCAUAAAAAUGUUCCCACGACCAAGCCGGAAAGUGGAAGUGGCGUAAACACUUCUUUAGCUACUAAAACAUCAAAUGACUUUAAAAAAAGGAGACAAGCAAAGAAGUUGGUAGAGAAAGCCAGAGUGAUUCAGCAGAGUAAAAAAACAGCCGACAAGGAAAAGAGCAGCGUAAGGCGUUCGUCGCGAAAUGAGGCCUCCAGCAAGAUGAGAUACUGUGACGAUGAGGAUUCUGUCAUCUACCUGGAGGAGGACCAGACGGCUCCAGCAAAGAGUAAACGCCGGAAGCCUUUGCGCAGUCUAAAUGAAGUUCUUGGAAAAGCAUCUGUUGGCAAAGAGACCAAGACUGUCACAGGCUCCAAAGUGGCCUCGCUGGGCGAAGAGGAGACUGCUCGCAAGGCGUCUGCGGUGAUUUCCAUCUUUGAUGACAGCAGCCCUGAAAACUCCCAGGAUGAUGAGCAGUUCAAAGCGCGCAAAGAGUUCUUGAAGAGUGGCCUGCCCGAGUCGUUCAGGAAACAGAUCGCUAAGACGGACGCCAGCAGGGAGACCUACUCGCUCUCCUGUUCCUCCUUUCAACCAGUUAUUCACAUAAAGCAAUCAUCAAACGAUUGCCCUCUCUGGAGUCUACUGUGGCCCGAGUCUUCGUUACUGGUUCAUCUGAAAGAGAUUUGGUGUCAAACAUCCAACUCAAUUCCAUCUGUGAGCGGUUCCUUUUGUGUGAGGACGAAACCAGAACGUAGAACCUUCUUUGAACGGGGCUCUGGCUGGAGGCCUGAGAUCUCUGAAAGUGUUCGGCAGCUUCUAAUGGAGGAGGUCAGCGCCUCUAACCCUCCCUUCCCCGCUCAGAUGUUUACCACUCGCUUCCUCAAGAGACGCGCUGACCAGCAGCAGAGCCCAGCCUCAGCAGAGGCUGUAACCAGAGUCACAAGCACCACACUGCCAGCUGAACCAGUCGGAGGGAAGAGGAAGAGGAUGGAUGACGAGGGGGGAAUGUCUGUGAAGGUGGCCAAGAAGCAACGGGCCAACUGUGCAGAAGAAAAGAAAUCCGAGCCUGAGCCAACCAAAAGGGGGCGGCGUACCAGACGAGCUCGGAGAGCAAGUCCGGAGGAGGAGGAGAACGCUCUGCCUUCUGUCGAAACUGCUCCCGUCCCGUCUGAUGACGACGACUCUGUGGUCUUUAUUGAUGACUCGCCUUUGGGAGAGAAAACUGGAAGAAAAGAUGUGGGAAGAGAGGACGUGCUAUGGACGGACAAAUAUCAGCCCCAGCACUCCAGUGACAUCAUCGGUAACACUGCCUCAGUGAGGAGGCUGCACAGCUGGCUAAAGGAAUGGAAACUCCGUGCAGACCGAGAAGAGAGAAAGAAGCAGAAAGACAAGAAACAAGAGGAAGGCAGCAACGACUCAGACUCGGACUGGGACUGCGGAGAAGAGGUCUCCCAGGACGGAGAGGACAUGUUGUGUAAUACGAUGCUCAUCACAGGACCGACUGGAAUAGGAAAGACUGCUGCCGUCUACGCUUGUGCCCAGGAGCUGGGCUUCAAGGUAUUUGAGGUGAAUGCUUCAUCUCAGCGUAGUGGCCGUCUCAUUCUGUCCCAGCUGAAGGAAGCCACUCAGUCUCACCAGGUGGACAGUCAGGGGGUCAACGCCCACAAACCCACCUACUUCAACAGUUACGGCAGCAGCGCUGACACUCUCAAGCUUGGAUCCUCGCCCAGAAAGGUUAACUCUCCCCGUAGAGUGGUUUCCUCUCCCAGGAAACACCCCCAGUCCCCAAGAGGUGCUAAAAGAGGAAGCCUGGCUCCCACCUCUUUGGCGAACUUCUUCAAAACGGGUCAACCCACCAAGGAGACCCCUAACGAUAAGAAGAAUGACCAAACAGCGGCUUCCAAGAAAGUUCUAAAAGCAAAUGAGCGUGCCAAUAAGAAAAAAGACUGCAAAUCAGCUCCCACCGCUAAAGAGAAGAACAAUGAAGAACAGAGCAAGAAGACGGCCACCUCGCUUAUCCUGUUUGAAGAAGUUGAUGUUAUUUUUGAUGAUGACUCUGGGUUUCUAGCUGCCAUCAAGACCUUUAUGACCACUACGAAGAGGCCAGUCAUCCUCACUACCAGCGAUCCUGCCUUCACCACCAUGUUUGAUGGCAACUUUGAAGAGAUCCUUUUCAAAACGCCCUCAGUGUUGGAUGUGGGCAGCUUCCUGCGGCUGUUGUGUCUGGCCGAGGACACGAGAACCGACCGAGAGGACGUCGGCUCUCUGCUCCGACUCAAUGGAUGUGACAUCCGGCAGAGUUUACUGCAGCUGCAGUUCUGGGCUCGGAGCGCAGGCGGCCGCCACGUAACCAGACCGCUGACGCACACUAUUAAACAUGCUGAACUAAAGCCAGAGGCUGAUGAAGAGUCUGCGUGUGCAGUGACUGACACUCUUCCUCCCUGUGACACCGGCUGCACUGAGAGCAUGCUGGGUCUGCUGAACGUUGAACCCGACGGAGACAUUUGGGAGCGGCUCCAGAGUCCGGUGGAGGAGAUGUGCUGGGAGCUGCUGGCCAACAGCAAGCGGCGAGGAGUGGACCUGCUCUAUUCCAACUUUGAGAAACUCUUACCUCUCCCGCUCACACAGUUGACUACCUCCACCUUCAAAGCAGAGCAAUCUGUUUCUGCAUCGCAGGACCGUCCUUCUGCUAAAGCAACAGAGGUGCCUCCACAUGCGGGGCCGCUGCACACGGCGGAGUCAGCGGAGUGCUCGGACGACGGCAGUCCAAUCAAGAUGUCCCAUAGAAUGAGGAAGAGCAAGAAGCGGCACAGUUUACCCGGCCAGGAUGGAUUGCACUCGGACUCGGACUCAGAAGACGGUUUUAUUUCUCUCUGCAAGCCGCAGGAAGCUCCUCAGGCUAAAGAGGACGUCAAAAGGAGUUUAGUUUCGGAGGCGGUAAAGAGGAAGCCACUGACUCCUGAGGAGCGGGUAAAAAGUGUCCCGAUCUCCCAGUGUCUAGAAUCAAUAGCUGACUUUUUCGACAACAUGUCGUACAUGGACUCUUUGAUGGUUCAUCCGGAAGGAGGCGACGAUCCAAAAAGGAUGCCACUGGUCAGUGCAGUGGUGAAAGACGGGAUGACGGACGAGUCGAGGGCCGAGUCUGACCGGGGCAGCUGGGAAAGAGUAACGCACGUCUUGGAGAUCCCGGCUGCUGUGGAGGCUCUAAGCUUCCACAAGUGUCGGGUUUCAGUCGCGGCGGCUUGGGACAAAGUCCAGCCACUAGAGGGCGAGGUGGGACAGGAGGCUGCAGCAGCACUCACCCUCCCUGUGGCCGCUCAUCGAGAAGGUUACAGCUUCACUCAGGACGGUCCCAGUCAACCACAGCUGGUCCAGCGGAGGAGAGAAGCGAUGGAGUGUUUGAUGCUCAGAGGAGUGUUCGGUACUCCGGCCAACAGACAAGCAGCGGCUCUCGACUACUUGCCAGCCCUUCGCACCAUCUGCAAAUCAGAGCAGCUGAAGGAGCAGGGCAAAGUUAAACGAAGGUUCCUGCACUACCUGGAUGCGAUCCACCUGGGUCUCGACAAGAGCACUCGACAGCAGCUUGCUGAGGACUUCCCCUGAACACGCGUGUUCCCGAUCACACCGAGGCCCGAAACAAACAUUCCCUUCCGAGUGGUCACACUUCUAAGGUCCAUGAAUUUUGGCUGUAGAUUUGUAGGAAGGAACACUUUUAGAGUUUGUGUUGUGACCCGAGGAGUUCAGGCAGCAACGGAUGUCACUGGUGCCUUUUGUCUCUUUAUGAUCGAGACCUCGACGUUGGACGAGCGGGUCGGCGCCGCCUGCGCAAAGAGGACCGUCGGCUUCCACAUGUUUCUUCUGAGAUGGAAAUGACUGAAUACUGAAGGUAUUCUCACCUGAAGGGCUCACGGCUAAUUGACGUCAAAUGCGGUCUCAUUCGGCGCAUCUUGUGGUGCUUUCAAAGAAUGCACUAAAGAUUUUACUUUAUAUGAUUUUUGUAAUAUUAAGCCGUGAGUCUUGUACAGUAGUGUUUUAUACAUCGACGCUUCUUCUUAAUUUGCUUUGCAUCUCGCAAAGUGUUUUUAUUUCGUAGAAAUCUAUUUUGAGGAGCAAGUGUGUAUCAUUAAUGUGUGAAAUAGAAUUUGUAAAGGCGGUGUGUGUGUUAAAGAUCUGUUGUAUUCGUCAGCCCUAAAUCACCUUCACAUAACUCAGCGAUGAGUUUCUUUUUUUAAAUGAAUCUUUUUUCUCAGUAUGUACACAUUAUUCACAGUGGGUAUCUGUUGUGACCAAAUAAAGGUUUAUAACAACUAAAUAAAGAA
Molecule: messenger RNA, 6997 nt
Organism: Pseudoliparis swirei
Lineage: Eukaryota; Metazoa; Chordata; Actinopteri; Perciformes; Liparidae
Gene: atad5a
Product: ATPase family AAA domain containing 5a
Exons: 22
Coding region: 681-6281 (1866 amino acids)
Cellular component (GO): nucleus
Molecular function (GO): DNA clamp unloader activity; ATP hydrolysis activity; ATP binding
Source: RefSeq, a predicted model, not a curated record